Molecule: messenger RNA, 2214 nt
Organism: Sodiomyces alkalinus F11
Lineage: Eukaryota; Fungi; Ascomycota; Sordariomycetes; Glomerellales; Plectosphaerellaceae
Exons: 2
Coding region: 1-2214 (737 amino acids)
Molecular function (GO): protein binding
Source: RefSeq, a predicted model, not a curated record
AUGGGGCCCCAGCAACCUACACCUCGGAUACGCAACACCUCCCAGAAUGUCCAACUUACAUAUAACCUUCCCCACCGCAUCCACGAUGUAAAGACAUAUCCAGUGCUCUCCCCGCAGGGAGCAACCAUUUUGCUUCAUGCCCACGAAAACGGUGUCAGGAUUCUCUGGCGUGGCGGGAAACGGUUCAAGCCCACCAAGAAACCUGCCACACCACCACAACAAGAACUGAAAAACGGCAGCGCCGAUGUCAUCAUGCUUGAUUCAGACGACGAAGAAUCUGUCCCCAAGGCCAAAGACCCAGCCCCGUUUAUCGAUAAGCCCGAGUUCGAGGGCGAUGCUGCCGACGGCCCUUACCCGGAUAUCGUCCAGACGCUCGACCUGUCCCUGGGCGCCCCGGCCCACCACCUCGCCGUUCCGCAGUUGACUCCCUGCUCUCCCGAAGACGUGGGAGGCCCUGGAGCCGACCUCCUACGAGAUAGGAUGGUAUUUGCCGUCUCCUGCACAACCUCCGAUCUCUACCUCCUUUCUCUGCCGUUGACGCCCCCGAGCCCCGAGAGUAAGGCGAGGCCCGACCUGCGAUCCAGCCUGCUCACCGCCACCGCGGGGUCCGGCUCGUGGGGAGAGACCGUGACUCUGCUCACAGGUCAGUCGAAGCAGAGCAGUGGCAUCGCCUUGACCUUUGCGAAACCAGAGAAAGGCUCCACCGUGCCGGACCGCGCGGAAGACCAAGCCGGCUCGUCUGAUUCCGUACCCCAGCCACAUCUCAUCGUCGCCUCUCAUAACCGGGAAGCCACAGGUGUCCUGCGUUUCUGGGACGUCCCUCUGAACCCCCGGACGGGCAAGGCCGACAGUGGUCGUGUCAAACCAUUUCAGACCGAACUCCUUCCGAGUCCUCUGACCGGGAUUUCUUUCAACCCGGCAAACUUGUCGCAACUCCUCGUCGUUGCUUCCAUCUACCCCGUACGGAUUUACGACUACGCCCUCCCUUCCCUGCCGUCCGACGACCAAGCGACUGGUCUAUUCCCUUCCAAGGGCUCGUGGCUUCUCUCCUUGUAUCAGCCCUUCGUGCGCCCCACGGGGACUAGGAAACCCAUGCUCGACGCAGCCUGGAUCGCCCAUGGACGUGCCAUAUUUGUGCUCAUGGCCGACGGCACAUGGGGCAUAUGGGACGUGGAGGGUGCGAGUCCGCUAGGUGCCACCAUCCUGGGCAAGCAGAGCUCUGGCAUACAAGGCGCUGCACUCACCAAGUUCAGCGUAACCGGUCACGUGGAAGGCACAAGCCCCCUGCGCGGUGCCAAUGCCGGUUCGAAGCCGGGUGGGGAUUUUGUCCCCAUGACGCCGCACACUCGUCGGGAUGCGGCCGCGUCGCUCAGUGCCGUCACCGCGCCCGAACGCCUGGCCAGCGUCAGGGGCGGCGUCGUGGUAACUCCCUUGCCCGCGAUAAGCUCCGGCUCGGGAUCCGGGGACGAAAGCGUCGUGCUGUGGAUCGGCGGCCUCGACAACGUUUCCGUCAUCCCCGCCGUGUACCGCUUCUGGGACGCCCAGCUGCGGAGGAGCGCAGGCGGCGGCGUGAACCUGUUCAGCGGCACGGUCCCGACGCGGAUGAUCCGUCUGCAGGACCUGAGCACCGGCCUGCUCGGGGAACAUUGCUGCGGCGUCGGUGCGGCCGUCAACUUUGCGAGACUCCAGGAAAACGACGGCGGCCUUCGCGUCGAAGUCCUUGUCCAGGGCGAGACGCGCCUCGUCAUUGUCCGAGAGGCGGAAGAGGGCGCGACGGGGGGGGCCAAGGCUACCGGCAGCAUCGUAUCGACGAGGCGCCGGCUUUUCAGCGACCGAGGCGGCGCUCCGACCGAGCCGCCCUCGGCUAUCACCGUACAUCCGCGACCCGACAAGCCCAGGAACGUGUCUUUCAACCUCAGCGUCAGCAAGAGACGGAGCGUGCGUGGCCUGCGAUCAGGUGGCCCGGGCAGUGUCGAUCGUACCGGCAUGCACGAGGAUGGGGACCAGACGCACGACUUUACGCUCCCCAUCGGCCGGCCCAGGUCGGCCUUUGGUUUCGCUGACCUUGAUGCGGCCGCCGACGUACAGGAUGAUGUCGAGGGUCGCGAUAUCGAGGCCGAGAUGCUGGAUAUCAUGGAGAUCGACCGCGCAUUGGAAGACAUGGAGGAUCACAGGGGUAGUGGACGGAAGAAGGUCUUAUUCGAGGAAUCAUGA